CGGGGGGACACGCUAAAAAGAAAAGCAUGACACGUAAAUUGGAAUCGGGAGUGUAAUGUACUUUUUUUAAAUUUAUCCGUCAGGGAUACUGUUGUCCAGGGAGUAAGAUAAUUGCAUCCACACAUACACAAAAAGGACGCAGUGACAAAGACACAUGUGGCAAUAUUUGAAAAAGUUACUUUAGGUCUUAAAUUGCUCUGCCUUCAUAAUCUAGGAAGCAUUGUCAUCAGGCCUUGUCUUUGCAUUUCCUUUUUUCUUCUUCUGUUUUGCCCACAUCUGAGCACAGCCUUGACAAGCAACUUAUCAAUAGGGACCAAAUCACUUGUUUUGGUGAUAUUUGUAUGGCCACAUCUUCUUAUAGUACCACCUAAACAUACACAAAAAGAUCCAUAUACUGUUCUGUGGUAGGUCACCUGCAAUUUCUUGAUUUUUAUUCCUUCUGUUAAUCUUUGUUUGCUGUCUCUAUUUUGGGGUGAUUCUGGACAUCUCUUGUCUAUUUCAUCUUCACUCAGCACAAGGGUAGUCUUCAUUUUUUAUUCUUCAAAUGUUAGGCAAGUUUCUGGGAAGGUGUUUAGAAAAGAUUUGAUUUUUACACUGCAGCUUUCUGAAAAAGGUAUGCCAGUAGUAGUAUGAUGAUGUUCUUUUGACACCCUUUUAAGCUCUUUGUCUUUCAACUUCAAGCCUAUGCACUUUUACCAACUCUGCCUCCUCUCCAUUCUUCACCUAUCAGAGUUUGAAAAGCCAGUAUUGUUAAGAAGAUCAAAUUGUCACCAAUUGUUAUCCAUGAGCAGAAUCAGUCCAAUUCUGCUGUUGGCAAUUGUAAUUAUUGCUAUUGUGUUCUUUAUCUUUGGCCUUCUUCAUCUUCUGUUUAGGUAUUGUUUAAAGAUGCCUUCUUUUUCAUCGAUUUCACAAUCCAACAGAUUCCCAGAAUCAUCUGGUCCCCAAGUUCUCCAAAGGCAGCUUCAACAGCUAUUUCGUCAGCAUGAUUCUGGUUUAGACCAAACUAUCAUUGAUACUCUACCUGUGUUUUGUUACAAGGAUAUUAGGGGCUUGAAGGAGCCAUUUGAUUGCGCUGUUUGCUUAUGUGAAUUUUCAGAACAUGACAAGCUCAGAUUGCUCCCUUUUUGUAGCCAUGCUUUUCAUAUCGAUUGUAUAGAUACAUGGCUCCUGUCAAACUCAACUUGUCCUUUAUGUAGAGGUAUUAUUACUUCUGGGAUUUCUUUUGGAAAUCCCUUGUUUAGCUCUAUUGAGUCAAGAGGACAAUGGAGUUUCCAUUUGGAAGACAGAAUUGCAAAAACACAGAAGUCAGAAAAUGUUGGAGAAACGAGAGUUUUCUCAGUUAGAUUAGGUAAAUUCAAAAAUCUAAAUGAAGGGGGCGUAAAUCAUGAAGACAAAAGUACUCGAGGGGAAAUCAGCAGCUGUAAUUUGGAUGCAAGGAGAUGUUUCUCCAUGGGUUCAUUUCAAUAUGUCGUUGGUGACUCGGAGUUGCAGAUUGCUUUACCUGAUGUGAAGAUUCAAAAAACUAAGUGUGAGAACACAAAUUUUGAGACCAAUGCAGAAGGGAAAAAAAUCAGUGCUAGGACGAAAGGAGAAAGCUUUUCUGUUUCAAAGAUUUGGCUUUGGUCUAAGAAAGGCAAAUUCUCAACUACUUCAGAAACAAAUGUUGGUGGACCUUCUCUUAAUCUUGAUAUUCAUGACUAACAGAGCACAAUUUAUGUAAACAUGUAUUGCUUUAACAUAGUUUUGAGAUAGAUAUCAAUGCCUA
Molecule: messenger RNA, 1765 nt
Organism: Capsicum annuum
Lineage: Eukaryota; Viridiplantae; Streptophyta; Magnoliopsida; Solanales; Solanaceae
Product: RING-H2 finger protein ATL46
Exons: 1
Coding region: 685-1701 (338 amino acids)
Source: RefSeq, a predicted model, not a curated record